GUAGGUGCAGCACGCCUCGUGGCCAGUGUUCUCUCUCCCGUCUCGAUCUGUCAAUGAUAGUCAAGCGAUCGCCGCCGCUGCCCUUCUCGUUACGAGCUCCCAUCCGAGCUGAGUAUAUGCACAUGCCCCUGCUCCAUCUGGAGCGUCCAUUCCCUCGUUCAUCUCCGAGUUUCCACAAGAUCUGCACCACUCGAUCGCAGCCUCGAACUCGCCUCGCGCUAUAUCACAUUCAACGCUUGCGCCCUCGCUCCCCGACGCGCACGCUCACCUGUCCCCUCGCGUGUUCGCUCUUCACGAUCUCCGCCAUCACGCUCGAACGCUUCCACCAUGAAUUGGAACGACAUCUUCGACUUCGCGUCAAUCAUGUCGCGUUCUCCCAGCCCCGUCCCAUAUCUUCCACAUCAUAAUUCGCAAGAUAUUUGCUCCAACUUCUCCUGUUGCGGCCUCGCGUUGCCUGACCUGCACGCGCUACUCGACCACUUCGAGGAACACCACGUCCUCGUACUCGCGCGCGACGGCCGAUCCCUACCCCUCCGCCCCGGGGACCUGCACGACACCUUUGGCGGCUGCUCAAGCCUCGUGCUCGGCUACCCCCAGCCAUGCCCGCCCGCCGCACCGGAAAGCGAUCCCGACGCGGCGCUGGAGACGCUCUUCGACUUGAACCCCAGGGAUCAGCUCGCACACGCACAGCGCACGUACAUGGACAUCAUGGAGCGCGACGCCGCCUCGGACGUCGACACCGCGUCGCUGUCCUCGGAGUCGGUGCUCCCCUCGCCCAACCCGAGCGCGCCCAUCUGCCUCCCGCCGUCCCUCCUGACCGUCCGCCCGCCCGUCUCUGCGGAGCCCGGAUUCGCACACCCACCAGCCAGCCAGCCAUGGACGAGUAACGCGCCUGACGGCGGCACGGGCAAGACCAAGCCGCACAAGACGAGCACGCGCACGGCGCACGCCGCAAAGGCGAAAGGGUGCUCCGAGCAGCGGCGCGCGCACGCAAAGAAGCGCGCGCGCGAGAAGGCGUACAAGUGUCCGCGGACGGGCUGUUCGAAGGCUUACCUGAAUCCGAAUGGUCUCAAGUACCAUCUCGAGAAGGGGACGUGCACCAUCGAUUCGGCGUUGCUCGCUCUCCCUGUGGAGUAGCCGUCGCCUGCUUGUUCGAAGCAUCCGCGCGC
Molecule: messenger RNA, 1169 nt
Organism: Laetiporus sulphureus 93-53
Lineage: Eukaryota; Fungi; Basidiomycota; Agaricomycetes; Polyporales; Laetiporaceae
Exons: 6
Coding region: 328-1137 (269 amino acids)
Cellular component (GO): nucleus
Source: RefSeq, a predicted model, not a curated record